Molecule: messenger RNA, 681 nt
Organism: Dipodomys ordii (Ord's kangaroo rat)
Lineage: Eukaryota; Metazoa; Chordata; Mammalia; Rodentia; Heteromyidae
Gene: Syngr4
Product: synaptogyrin 4
Exons: 4
Coding region: 1-681 (226 amino acids)
Cellular component (GO): neuromuscular junction; synaptic vesicle membrane
Source: RefSeq, a predicted model, not a curated record
AUGCACCUCCCUGACAGCCUGCAGGACCUGGCUUACAGUGAUGCUGUGCGCUUUCUGAGAAGGCCAAGGAGCAUCUCAAGGAUCUUGGCAGGGAUCUUCUCCCUGGUCAUCUUUUCCUCCUUGUUGACGGAUGGCUACCAGAACACGACAGAGUCUCCCCAGCUUCUCUGUGUCCUCAAGAGCAACAACACAGCCUGCAGCUUUGCGGUGGGCGCUGGCUUCCUUUCCUUCCUCAGCACCCUGGUCUUCCUGGCCCUGGAUGCCCACGAGAACCGCAUUGCCAGCACCCGCUUCAAGACAUCCUGUCAGCUCUUGGACUUCAUCGUGGCUGUCCUCUGGGCAGGAGUGUGGUUCACAGGCUUCUGCUUCCUGGCCGGCCAGUGGCAGCACUCACGACACAAUCACUUCCUCUUGGGCAACAGCAGCGCCAAAGCAGCCAUUGCCUUUGCUUUCUUCUCCAUCCCUGUCUGGGCCUUCCAGGCCUACAUGGCCUUCCAGGACCUCCGGAAAGAUGUUCCAGUCCCCUACAAGCGCUCCCUGGAUGAAGGUGGUGUGGUCCUAAACACCCUCACCCCACCCUCGGCUGCCAGCCCUGUCAGCAUAUCCGCUGCCAGCUCAGCGGUGUCCCCCUAUCUGAGUGCGCCGAAGGGCCCCCGCCUCGCCAUGAUGCCUGACAACUAA